AUGGCUGCCCUGGGGCUGGAUCAGGUUUUGGAGCUUGCCAACGAAUAUGACGCGCAGGGCAAUGAAGGCCGCGGUGAAGGCGCAGAGAGGGAGCGCCGGCGCGGCCGGGGUCAAGCCCGGCGCCAGCCAUUAGGAAGAGGCCUAAGGCAACGCAAUCAAAGGGCGAAUCUGCAGGCCCGACGGGCUGGGGCGCGCUUUGCGGUCAAGAAACGGCAGCUUGUCUUGCAGAGCGAGCACUUCAACAAGACAGGGCAGGCGCGCACGCAGGAUCACCAGCUACCAGAUGCAGAGCUCAGCAGAAAGGUUGCCACAGGUCGGCACAGACCCGGCAAACAGCUGCUCAGUGUUGUGCAAUAUGCGCAGUGGGCCAUGGCCUCUCCUCCCAGCGUGGCGGGCGGAGGCCUCGGGCCAUGCAACGUGGCAGCCGAGCACACUUGCGGAGUGGGCCGAAGCAAGGUCGCUGACCAGGACGACAUUUGUCGCGGCGCUGGGUGCUGCAGUGGUCGAGAGGAAGCUGUGGACAAGGCCGAGAAGCUUAUCGUGGCCGAGAUCCUGAAGCCAAUGCCUCUGCCGGCGAUGAACAAAUGGAAUAAGGCCGCCUUCAAGGCUGAAUUUGGCGCGCUGCGCGACGAUGAAGAGUCUAACAACAGCAACAGCGAAGACGCCAAGCUGGAAGUGCCCAUCAAUGAAGCCAAGAAGUGGCGAAUCCUUGCGCGUAGGCGCAACAUGCGCGCUACCAACUUUUUGGCGGAGCCGCAGUCCCUGUGGAUCAAUUUGCUUUGGUGCCACUUGGCCUGUAGUUCCAUGGCGCUGCGCGCGAUGCUCUUCAAAAAUGCGGCUUGGUUCUCAGACAGGUCUCCGCGGGAGUUGUCAAGGCCCCGGCACUUGCUGGGCAUAUUCUGCGACCCUGAUACCAACCCUGCAUGGGCCAAUCUGCAAGAGCUGCUGGACAUUCUGGAAAAUCCCGAGCAGCGCUUGCCCUUCCUUGUGUGGAAGUUCGGCCCUGUGGCCAGAUGGCCGCAGGCCCGGCGUCGAAUUGUUCGGAAGGCCAUCAUGGUAAUGACUGGGCAGCUGGCUCGCAAGUUGAUUUUGCCGUGGAAGCAGUAUCCUUGGCGUCUUUGGCCGCUGGCCUUGCAAGAUGUUGACGAGCGGGAGCGACAAGCUUGCGCGCAAGCUUUGCUGAGCAGCAAGCCUUGCUGCUUGGACAGUGGCUUUUCCAAGCGUUUGAAAGCUUUGCAUCCCAGGGAAUCGGAGCUUCUGAGCGCGGAGGUUCGGAGCUUUUUGGAUGCAGCUUUUGCCAGGGUCACAGUGACAUCCACUUUCAUCGAGCGAUACAACGUCUUCUUGUCCGAUUUCCGCAAAAACCUUCGAGCGCAAGACGUUGGGGGCGAUGGGGGCAGGGCUAAUUUCGCGCAAGACGCCACAGCUGCUUGGCGGAGUCUUUCUGCAGCAGACAAAGCCUCGUACAGCCUCCGAGCCAGAGGCAUCAAUGGCCUGCGGAAGAGAAGCGCAGAGAGCCUUGAGGAAGCUGCCCCGGAAGCAGAUGAAAGCGGCGGCCUAUGGGGCAUGUGUAACUUGCAGGAGAAGUGGCCGAUUUCGUCCAAUGUGCUCCGAGCAGACAUGGGAGAAGAGCGUGCCGCUUUGAAGGACCACCAGGCGCUGAUUGAGACGGACGACGACCUGCCAGAUGCCAGCGACAGUUUGUUUUCUGUAUGCCCGCACGGUGGGUACGAGGCUUCGCUGGGAGAAGACGAGCUGCAGGUCUAUCGUGAAAUUCACGAUGAUUUGGUGACAGCGUUCAGGGCGCACGAGCCUCUCAAGCGCGAUCUGUCAGCCCACCCGCUGAUUCUGCAGUGGCGUUCUUCUUCCAAACAGCAGCAGAGGUUCGCGGCAGUUGCCUUCAACGUGCGCAAGGCUCCGUGGGACAUGGUGAUGCUACAGCUGGAGCCGCAGAGUGACUCGGAUGGCUCUCGGUGCCCUUUUGUCUUGAAGAUGCAGCGCGGACGCGGCGUGCGCCUCUUGCGUGCAGACAUUGAGUUUUGCAACGAGCUUGCGCGCAGCGCAUCAGAAAUGCGGCAAAUCCAAAGAGCUGCAAGGGCUGCGAAGCUCGCCCAAGGGCUGGUCGUUGCCGCAAAGCGACAGAAGAGAGGCCAAGGCAGACGCAGAGGGAGAGGCCAGCGGCCGCCGCCCUUGCAAGGCGACGACGACCUUUCCUUUUCGGAAGGCUGGGGCUCAGAUUCGGCCUCGGAAGCGGAGGAAGUCGAGGCGAAUCCUGCCAGCUCGUCCGCAGGACCAGGGUCGGCUAGUUCGUCCGCAGGACCAGGGUCUGCCGCUGCUGCUUCCAGUGGGCCUGCUCCGCCGGUGAAGAGCAAGCUGCAAUCCAGAGCCAUUCCUUGGGGUCCAUUUCAGAUCGCGCCGAUCGUCCCGGCCGCGGGCCAGAGUGGGUGGGGAGCCAUUGGCGGACAGCAUUGCGAUCAAGGGAACACGCUGUCUUGCAAGAAGGCCGUGAGCCGCAGCAGCACACUGACUGAUGCUGACUGCGUUCUACGCCUGAAACGAUGGCUCCUUGCGGGCCACUCUGACCAACAGUGGCCGAGCCACAGGCGACGCUCGCACCACGUUGAGCUAGGUGGCAAAGGCUUGCAGGACUUCGCGGAUGGCAUGACAGAAGCAGAGAUGGAUGAGUUGGUCGCUUCUUGGAGUUGA
Effrenium voratum is the source of this 2706-nucleotide messenger RNA. NCBI's taxonomy places the organism in Eukaryota, Dinophyceae, Suessiales, Symbiodiniaceae. The record is from the annotation of a GenBank genome assembly.